This is a messenger RNA of Haplochromis burtoni (Burton's mouthbrooder), 4074 nucleotides long. RefSeq names its product schwannomin interacting protein 1 (gene schip1). Gene Ontology annotation, cellular component: cell junction; plasma membrane. Lineage: Eukaryota; Metazoa; Chordata; Actinopteri; Cichliformes; Cichlidae. Gene Ontology annotation, biological process: positive regulation of hippo signaling. The transcript has 7 exons. The record is from RefSeq and is a predicted model, not a curated record. The coding region runs from base 2313 to 3113 and encodes 266 amino acids.
GUGUGUGUGUGUGUUCAAAAGCUCUUUGAUGUUAUCAUCCAAUUGCAUUAUUCCCCAACUGUCUUCCUCUUUGAUAUUUUUUCUCGUGUUAUUCUCAUCUGCGCGCUCUCUCUGAGCAGAGAAACAGAUGAAUGUGACUCAUGUUCAUCAGUACCACUUGGCAUUCUCUUCCCUCUCGUCUUCUCCUCUCAAUCCUCGUGUACCCCUUUGUCCUUGGCUGGGUAUUUUAUUUCUUAUCUGAUAUCCUUGUCUUUCAUUUAGAUCCCUCACUGUUUAGCGUGAUACAUCAUCUGAAGCCACCUGUAGGCGGUGGUUUAAUGCUUUAAAAAAUUUUAAAAAAAAAAACUCUAUUUAACUUUCAUGUCUACUCUGUUUGAGAUCAGGGUUAGCUUGUCUAAUUAUAUAAAGCUUUUAAGGGUACCAUAGUUUCAGUUGUUGUUCCUAAUACGUAAUAAUGAUUUUAAAAUACUGCUGCAAAUAUAUCGUGAAUAUCUUAAGCUGUUUUCCCACAUGAAUUACAAAGAAUGUUUGAAAGAUUAGAGUACGUAUAAUCCAGUACACACAAACAUGAAAUACAGUAAACAAAACAAAAAGUUACCUUGAAUUGUGAGGAAAAAGGUUCAAAUUAUAAUGUCAGAUGGAGCAAAUGGUCAUUAUGAUCUUCCCCCCAACCUGCUGAGGGUCCUGGGCAAUUGUGCCCUUGAGAUGACCCUCAUUUCAUACAGAUUCUGAAGGUACAGUAACUAAGGAUGGCACUGGAUCCUGCAUGGUCACUAAUGCUGUUUGAUACACCCUCUAGCUAGCUAACACCCUCCACCUUCAAUCAGGCUGGAAAUUUAUCCAAGUUAUCUUAUUUCUCAUCUAGUACACUAACUACUGGAAAUGAUUCUCGUGGCCUGGGAAGGCCUUAUAGAGUAUACGAGAAGCAGCACACAUGUUACAAGGUAACAUUGCAUGUGUAAAAUACCUUUCACUUCUGGGAUAUUUCAGAUUUCCACCUUUGGAAAUACAAAGUUUGAUGUAUCUUGUUUUCCAUUAAAUAAAAUAAAACAAACCUCUAAAAUACAACUGUGUAUUGAAUGCACUGUGCCUGAAAAAUUUAACAGGAAGGAGUAAAAACAAUAACAUCAGUUGUAAUCUGUCAGAGAUGUGCUGGCAUUUCGUCAUUAUGAAGUAAAAAUAUAAGUGAGUACCAGAUUUGUCAUUCUAAGUUCUUGUCGUACCGGCCAUUUUUCUGUGUAACCAGCUGACGGUGUGUGUGUGACUGCGUGUGUUUGUGUGAAGUCAUGUUCCCUGCAGUGUGAAGCUGCAGCCAUAUCUGGAUAUAAUUUUCUGUCUGGGCGGCUAUGACAAAUAUAUGAGUCACGGGUCAAUAACGUCUCACAAAGAUGAGAUCAUUACACACCAUGGAGAGCUCAGAUUGAAAUUGUAAGUCACCGAUACAAGGCACAAGCAAUCUUUGUGUUUAUGAGUGAGUGAGUGACUGUGUGUGUGCUUGUGUGCCAGACUAAUGGUCUAUUGUGCUCUGUCAGGGUUUAUUUAGCUAGCCGGGGCUGUGGGGUUUGCUGGCUUUGGAGUCUGGACCAGGCACUAUUUUUACCUUAGCAGGAAGGGAGUACACCACCUUCUCUGUUACAUAUGCUCACUCUUAAACAUUCAUUCACCUUCAGUGUAUAGUCUGAUUUGCAAAGUUUUAUCAUACGCAGAAAUCCUAGGUGGGACAGACUGGGAAGAAAUAUAAAGAGCGAGAGAUGACGUCCAGGAGGGCUUUUAGACACAACAAAAACCAUCGAAAACACACAUGGGCGAGCACAGUCCCCUACACACACAUACUGCGGAUAUCCCUGUCCCAUCGCUGAGGUGUCUCUUUUCAAACUGGUGGUGAGCAGCUGCUGUCCUCAUGUCAGGGCAUGAAGAUGAAACAAACACCCGUCUGAGUUUCUCUCCUCGCUCUCUCUCUCUCUUUCCUGUCCUGAGCUGUGAGAGGCUGCCCUGGCCAGAGGGUGGAAGGUAGGGAGGGUCUAAAGGGGCUUUACCUCUGACAACUAUGCUUUUUCAGUCCUGUGGGAGAGGCGGAAUGAACCUAUAGACCGAGCGUGCAGAGUAUUCAGAAAGUGCAGGGAAGGAGAAACAGCGUCACAACAUGUUAGGGUAAGACGAGGAGAAGACACCAGUAGAGAAGUAGAUAGGGGUCAGUUGACUGGGAUUAUGAUGCAUUUUGACUGGACUAAAGCUCAGGAGUCAGUGUGGACUACAACCUACUGACUGGGACGUAGAAGGGAAAAGACAGGAAAACGGAGAAGGAGAGAAGGAUGAGGGAGGCACUGGAUAAAACGGAUGUAUGUGGAGGGGUGGAUGAUGUCAUCAGGCAAGCCUCCAGUCUCUACCUCAGUGAUGAUUAUAAAGAGGCCCAGAAGAAUGAGCGGGAGUCUAUCAGGCAGAAGUUGGCCCUGGGCAGUUUCUUCGAUGAUGGGCCGGGCAUCUACACCAGCUGUAGCAAGAGUGGCAAACCCAGUUUGUCCUCAAGGCUGCAGAGUGGGAUGAACCUACAAAUCUGUUUUGUCAACGAUAGUGGCAGCGAUAAGGACAGCGAUGCAGACGACAGCAAGACGGAGACUAGCCUGGACACACCUCUGUCCCCUAUGUCCAAACAGAGUUCUUCCUACUCGGACAGGGACACCACAGAGGAUGACUCGGAGUCUCUGGAGGACAUGGACUUCUUGAGUCGACAGAAGAAGCUGCAAGCAGAGGCUAAACUGGCCCUGGCUAUGGCCAAGCCCAUGGCCAAGAUGCAGGUGGAGGUUGAAAAACAGAACCGCAAAAAGUCACCAGUGGCUGACCUGCUUCCACACAUGCCACACAUCAGCGAGUGUCUAAUGAAAAGGAGCCUGAAGCCCACAGACCUGAGAGACAUGACAGUGGGACAGCUCCAGGUUAUAGUAAACGACCUGCACUCCCAGAUUGAAAGUCUCAACGAGGAGCUCGUACAGUUGCUACUGAUUCGGGAUGAGCUACACAUGGAGCAAGACGCCAUGCUGGUUGACAUAGAGGACCUCACCAGGCAUGCCGAGAGCCAGCAGAAACAUUUGGCUGAGAAAACCCUAUCCAAAUAAGAUGCCCCCCACCACCCCAACCUCCACCCAAGCACCCCCCACCCUAACACUCCCCACCCUCACCUACAAUCCGCUUCCCUAUGCCAAGCUUAGUCCCCUGCUCCCAAACAAGCUUUCCCCCUCCAGCCAUUCCACCUCUGCCCCGCGUCGAUCUGAACCCCUCCCCGCUUGUCCUAAGUACUUUGCUCCUCGCUGCUUCCCUGUCUGCUCCCGAACCUCCCCAUCUCCCUUUCUGCCCAACUCACUGACUUCAGCGGUAGCAGCAGCACAGAAGAAGGCCGCCCUCGUUCAUUCGCUUCUGUGGUUUUCUCCCAGCGCAAAGGACGGUGUAGCACGUCCUGUUUCCUGGGAGAGGAGGCAACUGAUUGUGUGUCGUCAUGGAUUCUGUCCCCCAGCUUCCUGUGCAGUGAUCGGCCUCGCUUUGCUCUCGUUUCUUUUUUUAACUUUCUACAUUCACCACUAAAUUAUGACUGUUCAAGCUCAAAAAUUGUGGAGAAAAAAACAAAACAAAAUAAUAGUGAAAAACUUAGUAGAAAGUCAGUCAUGAGAUUUAAAAAAAGAAGAAGAAAAAUGAAACAACGCUGUAUGAGAAAAAAAAAUCAUGGAAAACUAACUUCAGACCAUUUUAAGUUGGACGGUAAUUUAAAAGUAUUUCAGAGUCGACCCGUUUUUAUUCUGCACAAAUGGUCGUUUUCAGCUGAUGAGAAAUGUUCGUUUGAAGGUGCUAUAAGAGUGUAAAAGGAAAACAUGCCUGCCUUGUAGUGGAGUUGUAGAUUUUUUGGUAAUACGUUCACUCUAAUUGCUCUUCAACAUUUUGUGAAUGUUGAUUUUCUGACACGAGUCAUUUUAAAUGAAUAAGUGUGUUAAUAUUGUUUUCAUCCUACUGUAUUCAGAUACUUUAUUUGAGGGAAGAAAUGUUUAUGUACAGAUAUGUAAAAUAAAGAUUAAACUUUGUUUCAUA